UGAAAUCCAAACGUUUUUGUAUUCAAUGUUUGCAUCACUUCUUCAGUUGUCCUCACAUUUACCACAAUAUGAUGUCAAACAACGAUAACAUGACAUCCGAUGCGCACGUCUUCUACGGCGUAUCGCUUCCGGUGGAUGUGAUCCACACAAUCGACAUUAAACUCGUUUUCGACGACAAGAAGGAUGUGUUGGAAGCGAUUAAGUCACACAAAGGCUCCCGAUUUAAGGCAUUCAAUAACGUGGACGACGCCAUCGAGUUCUCCAAACACGCCAUUAAACCGGAGACCAGUUCUUGCGAUCCAAAUAAAGACAAUAAAAACAUCGAAAAGUCUUUGAGUCCUUUCAGUGGUUUACAUCCGCGAGAACUCACAAAACUGAGGAAAGCCAUCGAAAGCGAUGACUACGAGACAGUGGAUCAACUGAUUUGGUCGAACCCGAGAUUUCUGGUCAGCAGUGGUGACACUCCGGCCAUUCUUCACGAGGCCUUUCGAUACAACGCCUGUCAUAUCGCCGCCAAAACCAAUAGAUAUCGAGUCCUCGAACUCAUACUAAACACUGUUUCCGACAACAAGUUUAUGAAAUUAUUGUUUCCCUUCGACACUAACGAAGUCACCCAAAGUCGGAUCAACUUCUUAUUGGAUCUCUACUUGAAUACGCCUGAGAAAGGGACAUCCAAAAUGGCUCAAGUGGGAGAACCUGUCAAAGGAAUGGUAGGCGAUCGUAAUGUGAGCGCAUUGGCCGGUCCUAUGUCUCCCAAACAGGCCGAUCAGCUCUUCCAGUCACUGAAGAGUCCGCGAAGAUGUACACCAAUUGAGAGGAGAAUACGAUUAACUGAUUCGCGAAAAGGAUUGGAAAGAGUGGCACGAAAUCUAUGCAAAGAUAUGAACAUUAUUUGGGCUGAAUUUUGGCCAUUUCUUAACACUCGCAUUGAUUUAACCUCAGAUGAAGGACUAAAUCUAUUGGAGAAACAUUUGUGUCACAUCUAUUAUGUCUGUGUUGGACAGCCAUUGGUCUCGACAGUUGAUACACUGUACAGAUUUUGACAAUAGUUUAGUUGCAUUAAGUGUUGACUUAUCCAAACUUAGCCUUAACACUAACGUAUCUUCUGUCCCACUAAAAGAGCCUAAAAAUGAAAUAUUUACUAAUGAUUUAAAGUGUAUUAUAAAUGAUGUCUCUCUUCCGGACUGUCUCUCCGAUCAUAACAAUUAUGACUCGGAUUCCGCUGAAUCUGAUGAUAGUUUUGUUAGCGCUUUGUCUUCGCCCUCAUAUUUGUUUGACUUUUAUGUUUAUGGCUCGAAGAUAAGCAAUGAGGACAUUGACGCCGCUCUGGCUCUACAACAUGUCAUAGAAUGCGAUCGAUGUUUGAAAUAUGAUUUCAUACAGAAUUGGUUUCAUCGUGUGGUCAGAGAAAACCCAAAACAAUUUGAAUGUGAUUUUACUACUAAUUCUCCGCUUUCUUCGACUCCUAUUAAGAGUUAUAUGAAAUAAUGUUAAACAGAAAUUCAUAUUUUAAUACCAAUAAAUAAAUAUUACUUAAUUUUUUGCCAAAUCAAAUAA
Molecule: messenger RNA, 1557 nt
Organism: Medioppia subpectinata
Lineage: Eukaryota; Metazoa; Arthropoda; Arachnida; Sarcoptiformes; Oppiidae
Source: the annotation of a GenBank genome assembly